UUCGCGUUUCGAAGAAGCACCCGGUGAGUUUACCGAAACGCUCGUGGCAUUGCGCUUGCAUUCGUCCGCGCGAACCUUCGUCGUUUUCGCGCGCGCAGCAUCUUCCUCUUUCGUCCUCUCGCGGUCCUGUUUUUCUCUUACAAUUCGCGCGCUGUCCGCUUCAUUUCCGCUCGUUCAUCUGGACCACGCGGCCCCGCGAUGACGUUCGCCAGUCAUUCAGGGUGGUACACCAACGAUCGUCGCUCGUAGAUCCCUGGAACUCUAGACAGAAACGUCGCACUUCCGCACGUGUCCACGUCGAUCGUUUGACGAAAGGAAACGAAUGACACGAUUCGAGUGAUUAAAAAGUGUCCCCAGUGUUGUUUUACUCCAGAACCAGAGUGUACAUUCUUGACCACGUGUAGAUUUUCGAUCUCCAGAGAUCCUCGAGAUCGUCAGAUUGAUUCCAUCGAGAAGAAACAGCUGUGCAGCGAAUCCUCAGAAUCACCGGGAAAUCUUCGCGAUAGCGAGGAUAUAGCGUCGUUUGCCGAUUUUUCGUCAGUGGUUCGUCCCAUUGCUCGCGUUUUCCCGCGAUAUUUGGUGGCCGUUGUGUCGCGAAUUUUCGAGAAGCGCGAAUCGGUGGCAGCCUUGAAAAUGAAACGUUUGACGAAAGGCGACUUUUAGAUAGGCGCACCGGUUAGAUUUUCUGGGGGAUCGGUUUGCAUUCGUCGGAUCGGCAAAGGGACCUUUGAUCCUCUGGCUGGAAAACGCGUCAGCGUCGAGGAUACAUCGGCGAAGAAUUUGCCUCGUUUACGUUGAAAUUAAUUUCGUGGCCGUGACAAGCCCAGCGAACGAUCAGACUUAAUCUCGCGUCGGGUGGCAUGAACGCCGAGGACUGCUGAUGAAUGGGUGACACGGUGUUUCAGUCGCGUACCAAUAUUUGAUUUCCACGGGCACGGGUUAUCGUUCGUCCAUGGCGUCGAUUGGAUACGCGCGUCUCUUCCGGUAAACGCGAUUGGAUAGCUUAACGUCGAGCGUCGAAAUUCCGUGCAAGAUGUUCGAUUCGUUGGGUCCGACGCGGUCCCUGGAUCGUUGCUGCGAGGAUUCCUGCGAGGGUCCACGAUCCCUCUUCGAAUUAGCGAAUUGAGGGCGAGUCGCUCGGUAUUCUAGCGUGAAAUCGGUUCAUGUCGUCACAGUGGAGGGAACAUAGCAGCUACGUUUAUCCGUUCGAAGUGGUGUUUGUGUUGCCGGGAUACACGUCUACAGAUCGGUGCGGAACUGUCGCGAAUCGACCAGUUACGUUUUCUUCGAGUGUCGUUCGCUUGGCACGGGGACGUUCGCUGAAAGAGGAAAUGAAGGACCAUCCAGACAGCACGUAGGGACUGGCCCUUUUCGUUUUCGGAAAUGUGUCGCUAUCUACGGUACACUGUCCUCGGGCUCACCGUCGUCCUGCUGACGAUUCAUGAGAUAGUCUUCGUACGAGCUGGCGAACAAGAGAGGGAGGUCUGGUAUGAGGCGGCGAUACGCGCGAUCGAAGCUCGUAUUCGCGCGUCGGCGGCGAGUUCGAGCGUCAGUGGAACGACGCCGCCGGGCGGCGUGGCGCGGGGCGUCGUUCUCUUCGUCGGCGACGGGAUGGGGAUGAGCACUCUCACGGCAGCGAGGAUUCUCUCGGGUCAACGUCAUGGAAAUACAGGCGAGGAAGCGCAACUCGCCUGGGACAGCUUUCCAGCCGUGGCACUAGCAAGGACUUACAACAUGGACGCCCAAGUUGGAGAGUCUUCGGCAUGUGCCACGGCGCUACUCUGCGGAGUUAAAGCCAAUUACGAGACUGUUGGCCUGGACUCCUCUGCACGCUUCGAGAACUGUUAUUCCAGUUUUGAUGCCCGUGUACCGUCUCUUAUCAAUUGGGCGCAGGACCAGGGUAAAUCGACUGGACUGGUGACGACCACCAGGGUAACGCACGCGACGCCAGCAGCCCUUUACGCUCAUGCAUCCAGUCGUUACUGGGAGGACGACGGCAAGGUGCCACCUGCUGCACGGACCUCUUGCAAGGACAUCGCGCGUCAGCUGCUCGAGGAUGAGCCUGGUCGCAGCAUCAACGUGGUCCUCGGCGGGGGGAGGCGUCAUUUCGUACCGAAAGUGAUCCAGGAUCCAGAGGAGCCGGAUAAGGAGGGCAGACGAUUGGAUGGGAGGAAUCUGAUCGAGGAAUGGUCCAGAAACCACCGGUUGCGGAGUAUGUCCGCGAGAUACGUCGCUAACAAGGAGCAGCUAGAGAACGUCGAUCCACGAAAAGUGAACCAUCUGCUGGGACUGUUUUCCUAUUCCCAUAUGGACUUCGACGUCGACCGGAACACGAAUGGAAGCGGUGACCCUUCGCUGGCCGAGAUGGCGAUAAAGGCGCUUCGCGUGCUGGCGAAGAAUCCUGAAGGAUAUUUCCUCUUCGUGGAAGGUGGUAGAAUCGACCACGCGCAUCACUAUAACAACGCUUAUCGAGCGUUGGACGAAACAUUAGCGUUGGAGGAAGCGGUGAGGGCUGUGAUGAAGGAAGUGGACCUGUCGGAAACGCUACUCGUCGUGACAGCGGAUCACUCGCACGUGCUCACGCUUGGUGGUCUCGCCACCCACCGUGGAAAUCCCAUAUUUGGUUCUGAUAGCAAGGUGUCGGAUGUUGAUGGACAACCGUAUACAACGUUGUUGUACAGCAAUGGUCCCGGAUACACGCAGCCACGGAAUAUUCUACGCGAGACUGGCAAGGAUUCCAUUCAGACGGCGGGGGUGCCACGUGCCUGGGCAACCCACGGGGGAGAGGACGUACCGGUGUUCGCCAUAGGUCCGCUGGCGAGUGUCUUGUUCUCCGGCAGCAUCGACCAGAGCUAUAUACCCCACGCCAUCUCGUACGCCUCCUGCCUGGGUCACCACGCGAGCCGUUGCUCCCGAGAUUCCACGUCCAGCAACGACACAAUGAGCGUCCCGAUAAGCUGUCCCUCGGCGGAGCCAAACAGCGCUGCGAUAUCCAGCGACGUGAUGAAUGACCAGGCCAGAAAUCCACCCACGAAAUCCGGCGCGUCUCUCGAAGCGAGCGGCUGCCGCGCGCUGACCAGUGUUCUGCUGCCCCUUAUCCUCGCCAUCCUGCUGUGUCCGCUCGAGGGAAGGAGUUAAUGCCCGCUCGAGUCUCUUCCGGUGAAUAGCUCUCUGUAACGUUCGACGCGGACCCGAAGAAGCUCACCGAUAAUCUUCCCAGACGGAACAACAGGUGAUUCUAAUGAUCGCGUGGGAUGGAUCCGAGGGGGACUAAGAAACCUCGAUGAUUCGGGUUAGGUAGAUGCUGGUUUCGGUGCGCGAACUUUCACGUGAUCCAACGAUCUCCGCGCGGGUGGAAAACUGGAGGGUCUAUUAAUUCCCGAUGGCAGAGGCACCGGAGUGAAAGAUUGGUAAUCACGGAGUGAUAGUAACGCGGAAGUAAUUGGGAUCUAAAGAAGGAGGAGUGGAAGGAGGGUGGAGGAUUAAAGACUAUAUUCACCGUGAAUAUCCCUACGCGGGGGUUAGGAAUAAUUUAUCAACGAUUCGAAACGUUGAGUCUCGAACCAGAAGACCGCCUACCUCGCGCAGAAGCUGUUUCGGAAAAUCCAGGGUAUCGUUGAGCGCGACUGACACCCGCCAGGGUCCCGCUGUCGCUUAUCCUCCUCCGCUGCCAUAUCACUUCCGGAGAGAGGAGUUAAUCCCAGGUCGCUGCUUCUUUCAGGGACGAAGCAACGUACGCACCUCGAUGGGGUCGCGGUUAAUCAGCUUCGGAGGUCAACGGAUUAUCCGAGAGACGCUCCAAAUCACGAAACGAUCAAUUCUGCGGCAGCCUACUCGAGGCUGUCGAGCCUUUCGCGGGAACUCGGUAUUACGCGAGUUCGGUGGUUCGUGGGAGUGCUCGGGUGUACGCGAAAGAAUUAUAGCCAGCACUGUUUAUGUUUCACGACUCGAAAAAGUGGCAAAUUCUGACACCUCCUCCGAUCUCCAUUUUUCGUAUAUAGUCGAGCACUACUUCAUGCGAAGUCGACGAAGCGACAUUCACUCGACACAGACCCUUUGCUCCUCGCUAUCGAGUUCUACUCGCUUCGAAGAAGAGUUAAUGGCAAUUCUUGCCUAAUUUCGCGAAGAAUUUAGAACUGUACGACGAGGGUAGGGAGAUUCGGGGCAGUCGGGGGACAAUUUACGACGAUAAUGACUAUCCCAAGGCUGCUCGAUGAACUUUGGCGACUUCCAAAGCCCUCCAAGGAUCUAAAUGAGGUUUACAAGUGCUACGCGACGAGAAUACUUCACGGCUGAACCCUCGGCGGAGUUCCGAUGAACUCGGCGGUUCAAUUAAAGGAGCGUUUAGCGCGACGAAACAGAUAUCUGACGACGUCGAAACAAAGUGUCGCGGAACUUGCUCGCGAAACGAAAUCCAGUGGAAGUGAUUGUUGUUUAGUGGAGGAGGGGGGAAGGGGGUGCCAUUUCACGUUCUUCGCUUCAGUUUCCAAAGGGCUAUUUAAAUCACGUGUUCCGUGACGAUUCAGUCAAUUGAAACUCUGAAGACUAUUAGAUGUACGCGUAUGAACGAAUCGAACGUCGAGGGGAGUAUUAAUUAGAAAAGAAUUUUAUAUUGGAAACACGAUUAUGCCUACGAAUCUCUUGUAAAAAAAAUCGUGGAUCAUAACCAUGCCUCCAAUAUAAAAAUAAAGAUCUGGCGUUUCGUCCAGCCAAUCCUGGGUAAACUCGUCGAUAAUACCGAUCUCAGAGAAUUUAAGAAUCGUUGGUCGCGGUGUGUCGGUCCACUUUAACGCGAUCGAUCGGGUUGCCCUGGCUUUCGAGCAAAUUUUCGAAGCAAAGUAAACGCUCAAGGAACCGCUUUGGAUGAAAGCACGGUAAAAAAGCUCGUGAAUGUUAGAUACUUUCGAAAAUCUAGCCCCUUAAAGACUCUUAGGCCACGGUUUUUCUUCGGCGAGGCAAAAACCGUCGAUUAAAGUUAAGUUUAGGAAAAAAUUUGCAAAAUUUUUACGCGGAUCGAUCGCCACAGCCGACGCAGGACUCGCUUGCAUGUAAGUAGCCGUAUCGAUCGUCAUUUUCAACGAGAAAAGCUCGCCCUUUGUCCACGGAACGCAUGUUUGAAGUUGUCGGAAUAGAAACGUCACGCUCUAAAUAGAAUCGAAUGCAAACAAUAACGAAACGAUCGUGAUCGUUCCAUUAACAUUUAAAUGGGAUGUUCGAAACUUUCAAACGAACUUUAAACACUGAAUUAUAAGUGAAAAUUCCACUUGAUUCAAAUUUAUGGUAAUUCGCCUUGGGAGAUCGAUUUCAAUACCGAUCUCUUUCCUUGGAACUGCCAAAAAAAAAAAAAAAAAAAAGAUUACGGUGAACUAUGUGGCCAGUAUCCUCGAUAUACCCGAUUCAUUUUCAAAUAGCAACAUGGGAAUCGCAGUAUAAACUUGGAACGAACAUGUCUCGGGCGUAUUAUAUACGAAAUUAGGAGAACGAGACUAUUCGAAGUUACAAUUGCGGAUAGAUGAGUCCCUUUGCUAUCGCAGUUGUUGUUAUCGACAUUAUCGAACGCUGUGCUCGUCGUUAAUGUUGCAUGGAAAUUAUAAUUACUUCGAGAAGCAGUUUGAUCAUUAUUAACACCGUUAUUGCGAAUGCGGAAUUUGAUCGAACAUUAUUAUUACUUCUAUUCGAACUGUUAAUUGCCGAAACCGAACUCCCAAACUAUACAUCGAAUUCAAUGGUUGUGUUUUGACUUUUAAAAACAAUAAUUUGAAAUAGUUGCAAAAAAAGAUGUCUUCUAUGCCAGGGAACGAUAUUUCAGUCUUUCGGUUUCGGUAAUGUUCUUUGGAAAUCGAAUUAAAAAAUUUUAUUUAUCACCGUCACCUCGUUAAACCAACGAACAGCGAUGUUUCAACAAUGGACAGUCGUUCGAGCUCGAACAAGCUUACCUGCGAAGUUUUAAAAAUGAUCCAGCAAAGAUGAGAGGAAAGGUUGGACGGAAAAACGACCCCCUGGUAACUUAACAGUCGAGUUUGAAGAACGACCCACUUCAGUUUCCUCCUAAACUUAAAAGGAAGAAACGCUCGGACUCCUCUCUAUCCGUUCAUAUUGAUUUCUUUGGCACUACCUUAAGAGCCGUCUCUGCAUGCCACGCUUCUUGCGAUGAAAACCGAUGUAGCCAUCCCUUAAUCCCUUGUUUGCCGAUACUUUACUAUUAUUGACAGGUGACGUUUUAUUGUCAUCGACAGUUUGAUAAAUGUACUAACUCUAAAUUUUAAGUUUUCGAGUUGCAAGUUUUUCUUUCUCGAAAAUUCCAGACUAGAUAAACACACUAACCAUAUUUCAAUCUCUAUCUCCAAUUCGAAUGAGCUCGGGAUUCGACUGGUUCGGAAUCCACUAGUGGAUACUCAUCUGUAUCCGAGCUGUGGCGAGGGAAUUAGAAGAGAGGACCUAUCCGUGGAGCUUCCUUUGCCACUCGACCCCGUAUCGUUCGUUAUCCGGGAGGGAGACGGCUUUCUCGGGUUAGAGAAAUGUCUUACGUUGCAUCAACGUAUUACAUUCCUCUCGCUCGGUCAAGGGUCGUCGACGAGGAUAAACCGUUCGAGCCAAGGAGGAUUCCUACGGUGAUUGUCUAUUUACAAUGACACGGGUACACUUUCCGACUAAAGCUUGUGAAAACUCCGAGGACGUGGCUGUGUAUCCUUUACUAACGCGAAACGUGUGUACUCUUCGUUUGGAUGCUUCUAUUGAUAGUCGGGGGACGUUUCUCGGGAGCCAAUAGUUUACCCUCUGCUUGCUUUCCGAUUUCCGGUUUUGUAAACACGAGUUACGUUGCGGAAGCAAGUAAUUUAAUUUGAAAAUUAUCGAGUUAUACGUUUCUUUCCGUAGGGAAAUUUUCCGUCGUAGAAAAUCAAAAUAUUACGUCAAUACGGAAAGAUUCUCGGAACGCAAACGACUUAUUUUCCUAUUUCGACGGUUACUUUAUUAAUCGUUUCAGUAGAAACAGUGAAAACGAUAUUUCAACUUUCUUGUCGAACACUUUAUCAUUUUAUGCACCGCGUUGGCGCAAGAAGUAGUAAAACAUUACCGUCAGAAGUACUCCCGUUUCCCUGUGUUAGUUUCCAAGAUAUCAUCCGAGAGGUGAAACUUUGGAAGACAGUUUCACUCCAUAAACCCGCGCGUCUGCAGUCAAACGAACUUCGCGUUCUUAAAUUUUGCGAGCUUCUCAAAUACGCAGUUGUGUCAAAAUUAACGUAAAGCACUUCAUCUUUCAAAAAAUCAUCUAAAUGUUUUCAAUAUGUAACCUUACGUUUUCAGCAACUUUCAUCGCCGGUAUUACCUUUCUUAAUUUUUAAUGCACGUACUUUACAGUAUACUUGUUAUCUAAUCAAGUCAAAUACGGAACCUAAUAUUCGAACGUUUAAAAUAUGAAUAGCAAAUUCGCGCUACACGAUGUACUUCAUUACGUUGAAGUUCCACGCCCUUUCUGCCUUUCGAAACCAAUCAUCCAGCACGUUUGAGUCGACGAGAAAUAUUCGAACGAGGAGAUCGUUCGAUAAAUUCACGCAGAUCCCGUACAAUUUGUCGCUGGAUCUCCGUGCACACAAGCGAUAAAAGUGCUCGCAUCCGUGGGAAACCGUUCGAACCGGUUAUGGUCUUUGGAAAAAAACAACGAAUAUCCUUGCGUUUCACAGCGCGCGUGUAGCCGAUGCAGGUGUCUCGCAAGGAUCGCCUUGUUUCCUUGUUACGAGCCGUUUUAUAGCGAGGCAUGUUCUUACGCGGUGGUCA
Molecule: messenger RNA, 7776 nt
Organism: Hylaeus anthracinus
Lineage: Eukaryota; Metazoa; Arthropoda; Insecta; Hymenoptera; Colletidae
Product: alkaline phosphatase-like
Exons: 9
Coding region: 1384-3138 (584 amino acids)
Biological process (GO): dephosphorylation
Molecular function (GO): alkaline phosphatase activity
Source: RefSeq, a predicted model, not a curated record